Molecule: messenger RNA, 7716 nt
Organism: Ostrinia nubilalis (European corn borer)
Lineage: Eukaryota; Metazoa; Arthropoda; Insecta; Lepidoptera; Crambidae
Gene: stac
Product: protein unc-13 homolog 4B
Exons: 29
Coding region: 279-6035 (1918 amino acids)
Cellular component (GO): secretory vesicle
Source: RefSeq, a predicted model, not a curated record
GCGGCGCUGACGCAUCCACCACUUUAUCUAACAACAACUUUGUCCAUUCAAGCGUCAUGUGUGAAACAGUUCUCCUCGGAACAACCAUCGACAAGUGCAGUGCUUACAGUUUUACGUCUCCGAGUGUUGUGCAGAGUGCAUGGAUUUCUCGGGAAUUUUGCUGAGCUGCAGUCUUGAGAAUAAAUAGCGAAACUCGUAAACUUUAUACCGUGCAAACAAAGUAAUCCAAAAAUUACAUACAUAGGUUAAUAAUAGACAAUUUUGAGAAAUUACUCAAAAUGCCAGAACUGGGUCCAAUUAUGCGGGCGAUCGAGUUGCAGAGGAUAUUAGAAGACAAAGUCUCAGAGUGGCGCGAGAGGUCAGCGCGGGUCGCCGGCGCAAGCGUGGCCGACUCUUAUCAGCAGCCACUCAACUUCAAACGGCACACAAACAGGCGUAAAAACAGCGCAGAAAUUAACAGAAUUAUCGCAAAGUACUCCAGACCCUACAAUAGGACGGACGAGCGAUUCCCCGUGGCCGUGAAGAAGAUACCCGCCCCCUCUAAAAAGGCCCCUGCACCUGCGAUACCCACCCCGGAGCGCCCGCCGAGACCCAAGAAACAGCUGGCCAACCUAAAAAUUCUUUCAAGAAGUGAGGACAAUAUAGCUAGUGUAGUCGGUGCCAUGGAACUGCACCCAGACCCAACAGAAAAAAACAAAUCGCGGUCCCUCUUCAGAUAUAACGCCAAGAGUUGCGAGGACAUAACCGCUUUUGUUAACGUCGAACAUAAUAUAAAAAGUCAAAACUUCGAGGAAAACAGCAUACUCAAUGCAAAGCCGGUUCGGAGAAAUUCUAGGCUGAAGCUGCAUAGCAUUUGUGAGGAUAUUUCAGUCAGGAAUGACAGUGGAGUGGAAGUGAGUUUUCGGUCUGAUUUCGCUACGUCUACACCUUUAUCUCACAGAAAGAGUGGUGUAUCAAGUGAUUCUGUGUCAGUGGUCAGUUUUGAUAAGUGUGCUAAAUACAAUAGUGUUGGUGAACUGAGGAGAGGUAGUUCGGAGCCGGACAUUUUAGAUGUGAACUCUAGCAGAGAGUCGGUGGAGGCGAAGAGUACGGGCACGAAGAAGCGGUGGAAGUUGCUGAAGCCACCUUUCAGGAAAAAUGCCCUGGACUGCCUGUUGCUGUGGCGUCCCAAAAAACCUCGACCGGACAACACGACAAACAGAAUUCAAGAAGUGGACGACAGUUUCUUCGAGAAGUUCGGGUCUAUUUUGAGGCAGGCAUCACAAAGGGCUGCGUUAGAGGAGGCAACUCCAUUGGCCCCGCUCAAAGAGGCAGAAGAGCAAGAUGGAGAACAGAAAAUCGAAACAGACUUGCAGAGCGAGAGCCAGAGCUUGGCCAGAGACUCCGACAGCGGGAACGAGACCUUACUCGACACAGACUCCGAACCCGAUGAUCCGGACAAAAUAGAUCUCUACGUGGAGGCCGUCGGCUGGAAUAUUGAUGAGCUCUACCUUGAGGUAUUGUAUGAGAUUUUGCACAAUGUCGGGGGAUGUGACGUAGGGUGCGAGGUGGGCGAGCAGGCGAUGUUGUCAUACGUCCAAGAAGCUUUCAAGAUAUCAAACGACAAACACACAGAACUGCUGACUCAGGCGGAGGCGAAGGAGCCUCCGGAACUGAUGCUGAAUGUGGAAGUCAUAGAGGCGAAAGACCUCGUGCCCAAAGACCCCAAUGGUCUCAGCGAUCCGUUCGUCACGAUAUAUCUGAUGUCAAAUUCAUCGCAUAGGUACAACACUUCGGUGAAGUCAGGAACCCUCAAUCCGUUAUGGGAGGAGCAUUUUUCUUUACCGAUGCCCGGAAACCUACACGAAGACUCGCUUUGUUUAGAAGUUUGGGACUUUGAUCCAGCUGAGACAGUAAAGGAGAAAAUGACGAAGAUAUUCGAAGUCAAAGGUGUGAAGGGCCUCCGGAAACUGAUGAAGGAGAUUGCCAUCACGGCAUCCACUGGGAAACACGAUAAUGAGCUUAUCGGCACGUCAAAUAUACCGCUAAAGUCCAUCCCAGCCGGUGGCAUGACGAUGUGGUUCAACCUCAGCAAGAAGAGCAAGCUACGUCGGCAAGGCGUGGUCAAGGUGCGCCUGAACUUCUCCUCCGAGAAGAACUCGCAAGUGGCAGCACAGGAACACCGACAUCUGCUGAGGAUACUGCUGCUGCAUGAGCUGGAGAGCUCGAAGGUGGCGCCAUUUUGGUGGUGCGGCAACUUCAGCGCGCCGGCCGAAGCGAUCCUCACACAGCAUGCCGCUCAGAGCGGUCUCACGCCAACCGACAACUGUCUCGCGCAGUGGAGCGUGUUCUGCGCAGUCACACCUGACCACCCGCUCAGUUUCGCGCUGUUCAACCAGCUGUUGGAUAAGCUGACCAAGCCACUGCAGUCUGGGCUCGUCAGUGAAGAGGAUGGAAAGCUUUUCUGGGACGGCGCCAAGAAGCUACUCCCAACCUGUUACAGCCACAUCAGGAAACUGAGGAAAAAGACUGCCGGCGACAAAACUGUGAUGAAAACGCUCAGAGAAGUGCUGAAGAUUCUGUACAAACUAUCAGUAUUGGACCAGCCAGAGACCGUCGAUUUGUUUCCUUCCACGUUGUAUGGGUGGUUGAGAGAAGGCCAAAAGUUGACCAUCCAUGAGGUGUUGAACCAAGCGGUCAUUCAAGGCGCGUCGGACUGGUUUGUUCAUAUUCUGGACAAUAAUGAGUGCAAAGACAAGACGGAGGAUUCGAGGCUUCAGCAUCUUAUUAGAGUAAUACAGUUAGUGCGGUCUGAUCUACAGCGAGCAGUCGAAUACUAUGACAGAGUAUUUGUUGAAGUAAUGUCGUUCCCAUAUUCGAAGUCGUUGUACGGUCUAUACGAGAACAAGAUAUCAUCGUUAGUAGAGCCUGAGGUCAUACAAGUGUGCGAGAGUUUGGCUCGAGUGAAGAUUGGCUCGACCAGUAGUGUGCAUUUAGCGGGAGGGAAUAAUGGAAACAGCGAGACGGAAUCAAUGGCGAUGGGCACUACGCUCUUUGAGCUGUAUUUGACGUUGCAGAGGUUUUUAACCUUAGGACAAGGUCUAAACGAGACAGAAUGGAGUAACUACUCCAUAUCCCAGUUCCACUCAUGGUUCUUUGGAGGCGUUGCCAAGUGGCUGGAGAUAGCUGCAGAGAAAGCCAAGACCCGCGUCGAGAAAGCCGUGGAUUUGGACAACUUGGUUCAAGUGGACACCAACGUCAAGUAUAGCAGUUCUGGAGUGGACACGCUGGCUAUAUUCUACCAGAUCAAGAUAUUCUGGCAACAGCUGGCGUGGCCUGACGUGGAAGGCUGCUAUACUUUUGUAGCUAAAAUCAUUGAUGACAUCUGCCGUUGCUGCGUAACAUACGCGGACAAAAUGGAGAAGCGCGUCAGCGACAUUGGCACAGUGACCACAGUUUACGAAGAGCGCUUCGAGGUGACCACCGAGUGGUGCGUGGCCAUAAACAACAUAGAUUACGUGCGGCAGAGCUUAGAGCCGUUUGUCCAGGAGUUGGGCAUGGAGGAGAUUAUACACAAGAUGUGCGAGGCCAAAUCUCCUAUUGAGGCGCAAAGAUGUAAGCAAACGUUACAGAAUGUGAUGGCUAAUGCAAUAGACACUGUAAAUAACAAAAUUGUAGAUCUGCUACAGGAAAUGGUUAAGAGGAUGAUGCCAUCAAUAAAACGUUUCCUAGUGGAAGGGGCUGAACUGCUCCACCAAGACUGUUCCAGCAUGGACCGCGUCAUGCGCUACCUCGAAGCCAACCUCGACACACUUUACCAGCAUUUGAACAACGAAAACUUCUCCAGAACCUUAGAAAUCGUGUGGAAACAACUUGGCGACGUAUUGUAUGAUCUCAUCCAACUCAACAGAGAGAAACGCCGUCCACCAAGUUUCUUUUCGAAUCUCCACGAGUGUUUGAACAUUAUGAUCCAAUCGUUCCGUCAAGAUAACAAGGAGAUGGAAAAAGACGACACUUUGAAGAAGGUGGAGUAUUUGUUGAAGCUGAACGGUAUGGAGACUAGGGAACUGAUUCAUCAGUACUACCUAGAAAGGUGGCAGGAGCAACAGGCGAUCACUGAACCCAAGAUGGGCAUGUUGACUGUGAGAGCGCAGUUCAUUGAGGAUAAUUUGAAAAUUGAGAUCAUGAACGCGAGGAAUUUAACGCCUGCGGAUUCUAAUGGUCUCUGCGAUUCCUACGUCCGAGUUUCCUUACUGCCGGAAGACUCGUUUGCGAAUGUAGUGAAGCCGAAAACACAAACACACAACAAGAAUCUCUUCCCGCUCUACGAUGAGAUGUUUAUUAUACCCCUCACCCACGAGCAGCGUCGCGAAGCGGACGGUCUGAUGCAGUUCGUUAUCAAGGACAAGGACAUGUUCAGCGUCAGCAACACUUUCGUGGGAGAGGCGUAUCUUCACUUCAGCGAGGUGCCUGACACGCCCGCGCCUAUCUCGAGUCUGCCUCAGCAACUACUGCCGCUUAGCAGGCCGAGUAACUUAGAGGACAGAGUGAGCAACACUUUCGUGGGAAAGGCGUAUCUUCACUUCAGCGAGGUGCCUGACACGCCCGCGCCUACCUCGAGUUUGCUUCAGCAACUACUGCCGCUUAGCAGGCCGAGUAACUUAGAGGACAGUGUUAGCAACACUUUCGUGGGAGAGGCGUAUCUUCACUUCAGCGAGGUGCCGGACACGCCCGCGCCUAUCUCGAGUCUGCCUCAGCAAUUAUUACCGCUUAGCAGGCCGAGUAACUUAGAGGACAGUGUUAGCAACACUUUCGUGGGAGAGGCGUAUCUUCACUUCAGCGAGGUGCCGGACACGCCCGCGCCUAUCUCGAGUCUGCCUCAGCAACUACUGCCGCUUAGCAGGCCGAGUAACUUAGAGGACAGAGUGAGCAAAACUUUCGUGGGAGAGGCGUAUCUUCACUUCAGCGAGGUGCCGGACACGCCCGCGACUGUCUCGAGUCUGCCUCAGCAACUACUGCCGCUUAGCAGGCCGAAGGACAGUGUUAGCAACACUUUCGUGGGAGAGGCGUAUCUUCACUUCAGCGAGGUGCCGGACACGCCCGCGCCUAUCUCGAGUCUGCCUCAGCAACUACUGCCGCUUAGCAGGCCGAAGGACAGUGUUAGCAACACUUUCGUGGGAGAGGCGUAUCUUCACUUCAGCGAGGUGCCGGACACGCCCGCGCCUAUCUCGAGUCUGCCUCAGCAACUACUGCCGCUUAGCAGGCCGAGUAACUUAGGCCAGACAGUGUUAGCAACAUUCGUGGGAGAGGCGUAUCUUCACUUCAGCGAGGUGCCGGACACGCCCGCGCCUAUCUCGAGUCUGCCUCAGCAACUACUGCCGCUUAGCAGGCCGAGUAACUUAGAGGACAGUGUUAGCAACACUUUCGUGGGAGAGGCGUAUCUUCACUUCAGCGAGGUGCCGGACACGCCCGCGCCUAUCUCGAGUCUGCCUCAGCAACUACUGCCGCUUAGCAGGCCGAGUAACUUAGAGGACAGAGUGAGCAAAACUUUCGUGGGAGAGGCGUAUCUUCACUUCAGCGAGGUGCCGGACACGCCCGCGCCUAUCUCGAGUCUGCCUCAGCAACUACUGCCGCUUAGCAGGCCGAGUAACUUAGAGGACAGAGUGAGCAACACUUUCGUGGGAGAGGCGUAUCUUCACUUCAGCGAGGUGCCGGACACGCCCGCGCUUAUCUCGAGUCUGCCUCAGCAACUACUGCCACUUAGCAGGCCGAGUAACUUAGGUCAUUUAACAGUGAUUUUAUCUGUGACUGAAGAGGACAGAGUGAGCAAAACUUUCGUGGGAGAGGCGUAUCUUCACUUCAGCGAGGUGCCGGACACGCCCGCGACUGUCUCGAGUCUGCCUCAGCAACUACUGCCGCUUAGCAGGCCGAGUAACUUAGAUGGAGAGGCGAUCAAGGCUUUAGAGACCCGACAAGGUGACAAGCAAGCACGAGAGUUCCUCAAGAAACUAAGACAGAAGAUGCCCAACAAACAGUCGAUGUUCUCGCUCGGUUGAAGACCCCCACUCUACUCUUCUGAUUUGAUCGGUGGAUACUUGCAAGUGUGUUUUGGCUGUGUUAUAGUUAUUAACAAUACAUAGAAAAGGAGACGAAAUCUACAAAUGGAAGGUUGAGCUUGAUUUAAAUGAUAUUCUCGGUCGUUUUGAAUCAAGUAGGAAUAUGUUUAACAAGAUUUCAUUCUAGAGAAGAAUCAAAAUCGCAUGCAUUUCAAGGUAAAGUUGGGUAGACACAUCAAAAGAAAUUUAAUCUUACUAUACAUAUUCCUAGAAUGUGUACCGAUCAUUCUGUAUAAAUGUAAAAAUAGUUAAAAGUAAGGAUACCCUUUUUAAGUUUACGAUUUUACGGAUAUCUACACGUAUUGGAAUGUGUAAAAACAAUGUAAUUGUUUUGUAUGUAAAGUACAAUGAAUGUGUUCGAGCUAAAAUUUUGCGAGGUGCUAUCCUAAAUACAUAAUAUGUUUUCGGUACGUAUAUUGUAGAUUACAUUUCUAUGUAUCCUUGAGAUUAGAAGCGAGUAUUUUGAAUAAUACUUGCCUUUGCAUUACUACUGCUUUUAUGUUAAUGUAAGUACUGUAACUUAGGCAAUACGAAUAGACUGAAAUAUUUUCUUCAUUGCAAUAAUUUACUAUGAGUUUUGUGCAAUUGUUGUGAAUGUGAGAAAACUUUACGAGAAUCUCGAAGCAAAUUAAACUGGUCAUGUCAUUGGGACAAUAAAAUUAAUAUCAGCUUGUAUUUAUUUGUACUAAUAACAAAAUUAUUUAUCUAAAGAUCUCAGUACAGGCAAGGUAAACCCUAAAUUAAUUAAUUUGAUGACCACAAAUUUGUUUUCGUAGUCAUUCAUAGAAUUUAUAUUUAUUACCAUAAGAAUUGUAUCGCGAAUCGUCUUAUAAUAAGUUAUUUCUAAUUUUAUCGAAAGUUUGAAAGUACAAGGCUAUGAUGACGUGACUGUGUUUAGUUUUAAAAUGGCCCCGACCCGUAUUCUGAAACUACUCUCAAAAUAAGGUUGAAUCAUAGAGUUAAACCUGGGAUUUAUUUCUAAAUACGGGCCUAGUCUGCAAGAUUAUGAUUCGUGUCUAGUUUAAUAGUUUUACACUCUAGUAGAUUUAUAAGGAAGCCGGUAGGAUAUAAUCGGAAGUUGUACGUACAGUCAUGAAUAAUAAACAGCCAGGUAAUAUAAUAAUUUCACGCGCGAGAUUGAUGAAUUUACUACCUAGCUAGAUUUAAUUGCUAAUACUUUUAAUGAUUAAAUUAAAACAUCGUUUUACAUUCCUUGUUUUCAUGCUUGCUAUUAUUGAAAAGUCUUUAUCUCCACUUUAUAUACGUAGUUUUGGAUCCAUGUAAAUAGCGAAAUGUGUAUUUUUUUUUAUAUAAACAAUAUUGAAUAUUGCGUGAGUAGAACAAUUUGUAGGUGUGUGGUUGUAAUAGUUAUGUUCUGUGAUAGGAAGAAGUGCCUUAUUUAUUUAUUCUACUGCUGUCGAGGCUUGUUCAUGGUUUUUAAUUUUUAUACUACUUUUUAAAUUUUGCUAAACUGAUUGUACGUUUCUUUUUAUCUAGUUUUGUUAUUUGCCAUAUUUUAUACUUAUGUAUUUUCAGUUUGCUUUAUAAUUUGUUUUUAAAGUCUUUUAUUUAUGUUCUCUAAGUCUUCGUUUAUUUAUGAAUAAAACUAAAAUUGCAACAA